GGGGCGGAGGAGGCUGAGUGGUGCAGUGAGGGACAAACAAAAGGAGGCGCCGGAGGGGCGCAGCGGCUGGCGGCGGGACAGAGCGGCAGGGGCUCGGGGCUGCCGGCUGGGCGGCCGCGCGCGGCGGGCCCAGGGAGGCAGCUUCCAUGGAGCAAAAGGAAUGCCAGGACCCUGCCCAGACAGACGUGGGCCAGCCUCAGCACCGACAGCCAACUCGCAGAUAGCAGAGCCUUCCGCAGGGUUGAACCAUGAUUCCGGUGACAGAGCUCCGCUACUUUGCGGACACGCAGCCAGCGUACCGGAUCCUGAAGCCGUGGUGGGACGUGUUCACCGACUACAUCUCCAUCGUCAUGCUGAUGAUCGCGGUUUUUGGUGGCACGCUGCAGGUCACCCAGGACAAGAUGAUCUGCCUGCCGUGUAAGUGGGUCACCAAGGACUCCUGCAACGACUCGUUCCGGGGCUGGGUGGCCCCCGGCCCAGAGCCCCGCUACCCCAACUCCACCAUCUUGCCGACGCCCGACACUGGCCCCACGGGCAUCAAGUAUGACCUGGACCGGCACCAGUACAACUAUGUGGACGCUGUGUGCUACGAGAACCGCCUGCACUGGUUCGCCAAGUACUUCCCCUACCUGGUGCUUCUGCACACACUCAUCUUCCUGGCCUGCAGCAACUUCUGGUUCAAGUUCCCUCGCACCAGCUCGAAGCUGGAGCAUUUUGUGUCCAUCCUGCUCAAGUGCUUCGACUCGCCCUGGACCACGCGAGCCCUGUCGGAGACGGUGGUGGAGGAGAGCGACCCCAAGCCGGCCUUCAGCAAGAUGAACGGCUCCAUGGACAAGAAGUCGUCGACGGUCAGCGAGGACGUGGAGGCCACCGUGCCCAUGCUGCAGCGAACCAAGUCUCGGAUCGAGCAGGGCAUUGUGGACCGCUCGGAGACGGGCGUGCUGGACAAGAAGGAGGGGGAGCAGGCCAAGGCGCUGUUCGAGAAGGUGAAGAAGUUCCGGACCCACGUGGAGGAGGGGGACAUCGUGUACCGUCUCUACAUGCGGCAGACCAUCAUCAAGGUGAUCAAAUUCAUCCUCAUCAUCUGCUACACUGUCUACUACGUGCACAACAUCAAGUUCGACGUGGACUGCACCGUGGACAUCGAGAGCCUGACGGGCUACCGUACGUACCGGUGCGCCCACCCGCUGGCCACGCUCUUCAAGAUCCUGGCCUCCUUCUACAUCAGCCUGGUCAUCUUCUAUGGCCUCAUCUGCAUGUACACGCUCUGGUGGAUGCUCCGGCGCUCCCUCAAGAAGUACUCGUUCGAGUCCAUCCGCGAGGAGAGCAGCUACAGCGACAUCCCCGACGUCAAGAACGACUUCGCCUUCAUGCUGCACCUCAUCGACCAGUACGACCCGCUCUACUCCAAGCGCUUUGCCGUCUUCCUGUCGGAGGUGAGUGAGAACAAGCUGCGGCAGCUGAACCUCAACAACGAGUGGACGCUGGACAAACUGCGGCAGCGGCUCACCAAGAACGCGCAGGACAAGCUGGAGCUGCACCUGUUCAUGCUCAGCGGCAUCCCCGACACCGUGUUCGACCUGGUGGAGCUGGAGGUGCUGAAGCUGGAGCUGAUCCCCGACGUGACCAUCCCGCCCAGCAUCGCGCAGCUCACGGGCCUCAAGGAGCUGUGGCUGUACCACACGGCCGCCAAGAUCGAGGCGCCCGCCCUGGCCUUCCUGCGCGAGAACCUGCGGGCGCUGCACAUCAAGUUCACGGACAUCAAGGAGAUCCCGCUGUGGAUCUACAGCCUGAAGACGCUGGAGGAGCUGCACCUGACAGGCAACCUGAGCGCGGAGAACAACCGCUACAUCGUCAUUGACGGGCUGCGCGAGCUCAAGCGGCUCAAGGUGCUGCGGCUCAAGAGCAACCUGAGCAAGCUGCCACAGGUGGUCACGGACGUGGGCGUGCACCUGCAGAAGCUGUCCAUCAACAACGAGGGCACCAAGCUCAUCGUGCUCAACAGCCUCAAGAAGAUGGCCAACCUGACGGAGCUGGAGCUGAUCCGCUGCGACCUGGAGCGGAUCCCCCACUCCAUCUUCAGCCUCCACAACCUGCAGGAGAUCGACCUCAAGGACAACAACCUCAAGACCAUCGAGGAGAUCAUCAGCUUCCAGCACCUGCACCGCCUCACCUGCCUUAAGCUAUGGUACAACCACAUCGCCUACAUUCCCAUCCAGAUCGGCAACCUCACCAACCUCGAGCGCCUCUACCUGAACCGCAACAAGAUCGAGAAGAUCCCCACGCAGCUCUUCUACUGCCGCAAGCUGCGCUACCUGGACCUCAGCCACAACAACCUGACCUUCCUUCCGGCUGACAUCGGCCUCCUGCAGAACCUGCAGAACCUGGCCGUCACGGCCAACCGGAUCGAGGCGCUGCCCCCGGAGCUCUUCCAGUGCCGGAAGCUGCGGGCCCUGCACCUGGGCAACAACGUCCUGCAGUCACUGCCCUCACGGGUGGGCGAGCUGACCAGCCUGACCCAGAUCGAGCUGCGGGGCAACCGGCUGGAGUGCCUGCCCGUGGAGCUGGGCGAGUGCCCGCUGCUCAAGCGCAGCGGCCUAGUGGUGGAGGAGGACCUGUUCAACACUCUGCCUCCCGAGGUGAAGGAGCGGCUCUGGAGGGCUGACAAAGAGCAGGCCUGAGCCACCACGGGCACUGAGCUCGGGCCGCCCAGAACAGCCAGCAGCGGGGCCUCCAGGGAGGCUUCAGGCCCAGGAGCCCAGGAGACUCUGACUGACGACCAGCCCAGCCUCUCAGUGGGGGCGGGGCAGGAGCUGGGCCACAGGACCGCCCCUGAGGGGCUGGCCCCUUUCUCCUCAAGACUCACGCCCCCGCGGGGCAGGCGCCUGAGGGGGAGAUCAGAGACCUGUAGUCCAUCUCUGAGCACAGUAUUUGGACAAUCAGGGCCUCCUCCCUGGAGGCCAUCUCUGCCCCAGAGGCUGAGCUGACACCAGAGGUCCAGGGACACCUACUUAGUUCUUGGUAUUUAUUUUCUCCGCCUCCCACCCCCUCCCUCC
Molecule: messenger RNA, 3056 nt
Organism: Globicephala melas (long-finned pilot whale)
Lineage: Eukaryota; Metazoa; Chordata; Mammalia; Artiodactyla; Delphinidae
Gene: LRRC8A
Product: leucine rich repeat containing 8 VRAC subunit A
Molecular function (GO): protein binding
Source: RefSeq, a predicted model, not a curated record